This is a messenger RNA of Drosophila elegans, 1332 nucleotides long. RefSeq lists its product as uncharacterized. The transcript has 3 exons. The record is from RefSeq and is a predicted model, not a curated record. Bases 395 to 1015 code for a protein of 206 amino acids. NCBI's taxonomy places the organism in Eukaryota, Metazoa, Arthropoda, Insecta, Diptera, Drosophilidae.
AAUUCACUGGCACAGUGGCACUGCAACUUUUGGUCGAUUCGGACGUAUGCGCUGCUCUUCUCCUCCGAGACUCAUUACCUGUCGCUAUCGCGUGUGUUACCUGUGCCUGUAUUUCGGAUUUACAGUUACCAGCAAGUUAUGUGCGCUUGAAUGCCAAAUUUAAUUGCCGCUCUUUGCAUGUUUGCCAGCAGUAAUUUGAAAACGUUUUCGAAAAGCGAGUAAAGAUAAAAAACGACUUUCGUUUUUCCCAACCCCCCGAACUUUCAUUUUUCUUGCUCGUCCGUCGGCUUGCCAUUGAAAAAAGUGUCAAAACUCAGGUGCUAACCAACCGAAAUAUCCAUAAAAAUUAAAUUAAGUUGUGAAACGCGUGUGUGACUUGGUCAGUUUUUGGAUUAUGGCUCUCAUGGACACCGCCUGGCGUUGUCGCCUCAUGAUCUUUGGCAUCGUCUCCCUGCUGCUGGUGGGCGAUCUCUUUGGAUAUGGCGGCGGCAUGAAGUCCAACCACCCCGAUCCGCACUCGGUGAGAUCGGGGGGCGGCGCGGGGGCGGGUGGUGCCCCAACGGGUCCGGCGGCUGCAGCGGCCAGCAAGUUCCAGCCGAAGAAUGCCGAAAUCGAUAUAGCUGAAGAGCACGAUUUCAAUGAGCUCUCGGCAGCGGCUCAAUCCCUGAAGCCGGGAAUGGCAGUCGUCACGGGGGCGAGUCUGAAGACCAAGUCCCAGCUCACGGACACCAUCAAGGAGUCGUGUCUUCCGAAGAUGCUCUGCGAACUGGCCUCCAAGCCGGAAUACCAACUCAGCGAAAAGGAGCGGGAAUUGCUGAGACUGAUCAGAUCUCCAACAAUGCCCUGGAUGAUGAACAUGCCGCCGAGCAAAUGGUAUUUCGCUGCCCACAUGGGCGAACUAAUGCGCCACACGGGCGAUAAUCUCAGUGGACCGAUGGGAUGCGCCAACCUCUGGCCGAACUGCCCGAUCAGUUCCAAGAAGCUAAUGAAACUCAGCUACAAAGUGAGGGUCUAAGGCUGCUCGGCUGCCAGACUCCCGAAAUCUGUAUCUUAAGUAUUAGGUAUAGCCACCUCAACUUUUGUACCAUAUGUCUUCACCAUUGGAUUACCUUACCAUGUAAACUAUCUUAUAUUUAGAUUAGACCUUAGUCCCGACUUGACUGAAGUGACUGUAGAACUGUAUCGGCUUGUAUCCACCUCUGGCUACGAGUCCUAGGUAGUUUGUAAUUAAUAAGUGUGACUAGUCACGACCCGAUCUAGCAUUACGUCUAGCCUAAGUACGAUGCUCCUGAAGUUGUUAAUAAAUUACGCUCUUUUGUGCAUACUCCCUAA